CGUAUGCUCAGAGACGGAGAAAAAUUGUGGUUUCGCGGGGCGUUUGAUUCAGUUCGGUUUAUGGUGCUGAGCGAAGCGGUCAAGAUUUCGAAACGUUCGAGCUAAAAAAUUUGCUUUUCUGUAAAUAUACAAAAAAAUCAAAAACAAAAACAAAAAGAAAAUAAUUGAAAAAUAAAAAAUAGAGAAGGAACGAAACUCACAGAAAUGUUCCACAAGUUAUAAGCAAACGUGCAGUUAUCAGUGGUUGCAAAGAUACUUAAGAGAUUCAGUGGAAAAAGUUGGCGAAAUAAAUUGCCAUUGAAUUGAAGUUGUUGGGCAACGGAGGAGAUACUCGUACUCGUACAACACAAGCGGAAUAACUUGACUCUGGUCUCUUCAUGCUGAUUUAGCCAAAAUAGUGAGCUGAAAUAAAGCCGUGUCGAAAGAAAUUGUUACAUAAUACAAAUGGCACGCAUGAACAGAAAUUGGCAGCGAACACAGUCGAUUUAGUUGUCGUUCCAUAAGUCUUGCCUUUGGCGCAGUGGAGAAAGAUAUUUCGGAAGGACUUGUUGCAUGUAAGUAAUGAUGCAGCAUGCGAGCGUUUUGCACUGUCAGCGCGCCUUUAGAAGUAUGCGCGUCAUCGGCCGAACAACUAUCUCCCGGAUCACGCUUUUUGGCCCUAAGACUUUUGGGAAAUCAGCAACCCAAAACUUUAUACUUCCUAGUCGAUGCAAAGAGUCGAGUGAGAGAAGUGUACACACAAACAUGCCUACACUUUGCAGCACAAGGCAUGCUCGAUACCGAAUUGUUCGGUUUGGCGGUGCUCAUCGAUGGCGAAUACAUGUUUGCGGAUCCGGAGAGCAAACUCUCCAAAUACGGCCCGAAAAGUUGGCGCUCAUCGCACACACACGGCCUCGACGCAAAUGGACGUCCGCUGCUGGAAUUACACUUCCGUGUUCAAUUUUACAUCGAGAGUCCGUUUAUAUUGAAAGAUGAGAUAUCCCGCCAUAAUUACUACCUGCAAUUAAAACACAAUGCUCUACAACGGGAAAUGCCUAAAGAAUAUUCAGAACAGUCAAUGAUAUUGCUCGCCGGAUUAGCGCUACAAGCGGAUUUAGGCGAUGCACCAAAUUCAACACAAACACCAAGGGGCACAACAUUAAAAUCCCUAUCAUCGGAAGAUGGCAAUUUUGGUGAACCCAUGGAGUGUCACCACCAAAGCCAGCUUUCUCCACAUGCCACAAAUUCCACAGCCAAUACAAGUGAGGUCUCAAACUUAACAGCAAAAACUACCGACACAACACCAAUAUUAACUACAACGGAAAAGACCGUGUCUGCGAAAACUGCAUCGUCCACUGGUAUAACAACAACGUUACCGAAAAUCAACAAACGUCCAGGCAAUGAUAAUGAUCGUGUCCUUCGGCUGUCCAAUUUUCUAAGCACAAAAAAUGUCACAACUACGUCAGAUAACCCUUACGCACCAGAAGCGAAUGCAACAAAAGCGUCCACGUCAGUCUUCCCUAUUAGUGGUAGCUUAAAGCGUAGUCUCGGAGCUAUGGCAGCUACGUUUUCACCAUCUUCGUCGAUAUCCUCUAUAAAUCGCGAUUGUUCAUCCAGCACCACACCAACAACGUCCACUUCCUCGAGCACCUCUCUUUCGGCGCUCGCUCACACGCAGACAAACAUCUCGACAAAGGAAUAUUUUAACUUAAACGACUAUUUGCCCGUUGAGCUCCGUACGUCUUGGGCAAUCAGCGCUUUGCACGCCUGCCAUCGUGAAUAUCGUGGCAUGUCAACGGCCGACGCAGAGCUUCAUUACAUUCAACAAGCCUCUCUUUUGCAUGAGUGCGUCAACGCGCACAUUUACAGAAUGCGCUCCGCAAAGAAUGAAAACGGUUUGGGCAGUUCGUGGUUUGUGGUCUAUUCAAAGGGCAUCAAAAUUUUCAAUUCCUUCGAAAAUCCACAACAACAAACCACUUUCUUAUGGCCUAGCAUUACUAAGUUAUCGUUUGAGCGGAAAAAGUUCGAAAUUCGCUCUGGGGACUGCAAAAUUCUACUUUAUGCCACGUCGGAUGAGAAAAAUAAAAUUCUUCUAACAUUGUGCCGUGAAACGCAUCAGUUUAGCAUGAAGAUUGCUGCUCGUCUCAAAGAGGUUAUUAAGCGUGAAGAAGAAGAGAGUGAUUGCCUUCAUGCCUGCUACACAUAUUCGCGCAGUUUACACUUGCCAUACAAAAAUAAAAGUGACCAGCGCAUAUCCGUGAUUUCGAGUACUAGUUCUAACACAACUUCGGGCAUAGUGAGUGAUCGCGUUCAUUCUGAGGACGAAGUUGAAAUAAUGAUAAAUACACCACCCGUACCAAUUGCGGCACCGUCCACGGAGAGUCUAGCACUGGCACAUUUACUGGAUCAUCCAAGCAUCAGCAGACAAACUUCAUCUGUGGGUCAGGUCUCAUUAAAAGAUCUUGAGGAACAGUUAGCCGCACUAUCAGUACGCCAGGAGCGGAAAAAGCAACAUUCGACUUCCGCAAACUCCGGCGAUGAAUCACCAGAGCAUAGUCAUAAUUCGGCGGGAAACUCUUCUAGCAGCAGUUCCAAUCAGGCAUCGCAACGAGCGGCGGAUUCUUCGACUGCCACUGACUCACCUAGUUCACAACACAAUAUAGGUUCCCAGUGCUCAUCGACCUGUAGUACUGUGGUAGUUUUGCCCAACUCUGACUCCACAAAUAAUACGCUGACAUCGUUGGCGGUGAAUUCCAUAAUCAAUUCAACUCCAAUGCAGCGCCGAAAUUCUACAUCCAGUAGUCUUGAAUUGGGUUUUAGUCACACCGCUCAAAACUCCAUCCUCAGUGAAGCAGAAUCAACGUGCAUUGAACACGAUUUUGCAUCGUCGAGUCGCGAUGAAAACGAGAGUGUUUCUGGUGUAUAUACAUUGGCCCAUGGUGCUCCACCCACUGAAACUUCGGGUGUAUAUACAAUGCAUAGUAGCGAAAUGACCGGACAAUCGUCCGAGAUGGCUGAGUCAGAGAAAAGUUCCCAUUACGGAAUAAGUAUAUAUCAGCCAACCAAGGUGGAAACGAAUGCCAAUAAUUUGCGUGAAGGCCAUUCCAAUCUAGACUCUGUCGAUGGUGGAAAUUACCACGGUAAACGUAUUAAGAACGAAGAGUUCCGUUUACGAUCAGACUCAAAUGUAAGCACUAGUGGAUCUUUUCGAGGCGAUGGUAGCGAUCCAACAGACAAUAAGCAUAGUCUUCUUUCCGCAGAGGAGUUAACCGACUUAAUAGUCGGACGCGGAACAUAUCCCAAUCGUAAGACGGUGUCAAGUACACUAGAUUCGGACUGCGAUUAUGUUACCUUGCCGUUGCCCAUCAAAGGGGAAUCAUACAUUCAGGGGCAUCAAGAUACUGCACCAACCGAUGAUGAUCAUGUUGAAGAUUUAAUUAACGAUUUAAUACCGACGGAUCCUCCAGCACCCCCACAACGUAUAGACAGCAAUAACAUGAAGCAUACAACGAACUUAGCGAGUCUUAGCAAUUUGCCAAUGCGUUCACCACCGCCAUAUCACGCACGACAUGAAAAAACUGGUCUUUGUGGGCCUCCAGUAUGCCCUCCAUUAACACAAAAAUCCAUUAAUAAUAUCAAAAACAUUUCAAUUGCUACAACUUUUUCCAAAGUGCCAUCGCCUAUCAUUCCAAAUGAGGUAAACACGAUUGCCGUGAGUGCAACAACUCCACGUGCACCCAUUCCAACGGCACCAACUGUCCGUCGUCGUGACCCUCCACCAUAUCCGACAUCGGACAAGCCGCGUCCUACGUCGCUGGUAUCAGUAGCGUCCAGCACGUCCUCUCUAAAUCAUUCCAGCAGUGUUUUGUCCUCGGUAGCAGGAUCUAUGAGCUCUUUAAAAGCAGAAGAGAUUACUGCCCGCUUCAUUACCACUCGACCACAAAUAAACAUUCUUAAAGCUCAUACCAGUGUAAUUAGUGAUAAUCAGAAGCCCAGUUAUGCUGCUCCGACGCAUUGCUCAUCGUCUGCGUCCACAACUGGUUCCAUUUCCAGCCAACACAUGUCAAGCCAUCUCUCACAACAUUCUGUACACAACUCUCACUACAUCAGUGGAUCACAGGUCUCGCUAAACAGCAACCAUCACUCAGCUUCAGCGACAAGACAAUCAUCCAUAUCUGCAGCGGCAAUGGCACAUGCUGCAGCUGCAGCUGCCACCGGAUCAGGCGUCAUCCCAAGUACAAUUGGUAUACCAAUCGUUCCUUAUAGCUUGCAUGGCGCACACAGCAGCAUGUCAUCGUUGCAUCAACAACCACCUCCGCCACCACCACCUUAUCCAGAAAUUAAACCGACACCACGAACAUGUGUUCUAUUGCCAGUGAUCAAGCAUCGACAGUUUUUGCCACCACCACCACCCAAUAUACCACGUCAACCGCCGCCGCCACCCCCACCAACGCAACUUACAGGAGUUUAUGGAAACCAACUAGCACGCAAGCAACUCGAGCUGUACCAACAACAACUUUACAGUGACGUUGACUAUGUCAUAUAUCCGAUUCAAGAUCCUGCAGUGAGCCAGCAAGAAUAUCUAGACGCUAAACAAAGCUCAAUCUAUGCGGCCAUGGCACAAGCGCCACCCCAACCACUCCCACAUCCCCACUCGUACUUAGCUUAUCACACGGGCAGGGCGCACGUUGGAUCUUGGGAGACAUGUAAGGGACACGCGAUCUAUCGAAGCACACCUUAUUUGCCAUUGGCAUUGUCCACACAUUCUCGUUACGCGUCGACACAGAACUUAUCAGACACAUAUGUGCAACUACCGAGCACAUAUUCACCACUAUACAGCCCUUCCAUGGCCAGCUUGUGUUCCUCGUAUGAGCCACCACCACCGCCUCCACUACAUCCGGCCACAUUGGCAGUACCCAGUCCGGUAGCAACGAGUUUAUUUGCGCGCUCACGUUCAGAUGACAAUAUUUUAAAUUCAAUUGACUCGCUCCCAAAGAUGAAACGUAUGCCACCUCCCCCGCCGCCCCCAUAUGUAAAUCGACGCUUAAAGAAGCCACCGAUGCCGACACCAUCAGAAAAACCUCCACCAAUUCCCUCAAAACCAGCUGCAAACAACAGUGUGUCGUCCAAACGUCCAUCGGCGAUUCGUAAUCAAUUGCCGCCAAGGAAACCACCUACACUGAAUACCAAUCAGAGUGUCAACAACAUGACACGCACUUCCAGCGGUGCACAAUGGGCGGGCGAAAGACCAAAACCGAAUCCCAUAUCGUAUAACGGGGGCAGUAUCUUAGCACAUCUUCAAGCCAGUGUCGCAGCCGCUAAUCGACAGGCCACCACAUCUGUGGGAAACAUCAAAGCAAAGGAAACUAACGGCGACAACAGCAGCGCCGGUCAUGGAAACAACGCCUCUACUAAUCCACUGGAUAUCGAUGUACUGCGCGAGAAAAGCAAGCACUUGGACUUACCGCUUAUCUCUGCGCUCUGCAAUGAUCCGUCACUGCUGAAACAGACUAAAGUCUUUGCCAAUCCGAAAACGAAUCGCACGCCUACAGCUGCAACAAUGCGGAACAUCGGCGUCACGGCAGCGUCCACAAGCAGCGGCCGAGUGGCACAUAAGAGCUUGACAAUUAAUGCCGGAGCUUUCGUGGCAAAUGAGACGCCGAAUGUGACCUCGGCUUCGUCAACAGCCGUGGUCUCGGCCGGGACAUCAACAAACACAACGGUGCCAAAUGCUACGCUCCCGACCAACACUAACACGAAGAGCAUGACCUCAUCGACGCUGCAACUGGUCUCCGCAAAAGGACGAAAGACAGUUGGAAGCCAUCGCCAUCCCAAUGACAAACUUCCACCUCUACCCAUGCAAAUGGCCGAAGCAAACAACUAUGUCAUGGAUCCAGCAAUCAUGAAACACCACAAAAGCUACAAUUCUCAAAUUUGAAACCAGAAGAGGCGGCAGAGCCAAAUUUAUUAAAAAAAGAAACAUUAACGACUAUGAAUGGUAAAAGGGAAAAUAGAAAACCUUAGCUGCAUAAAAGUAGGGUAAUUAAGUAUGGAAGAGUGAACGACCACUACUCGCAAACAACUCUUGCUUACACGCCGGCGAGUGGCACUAGGCUAAUAUAUGUAAAUGCAAUUUGACACUUGUUGCACCCAGUCCAUCACUAAGCUGAAACAAAAGAGGUAUGCAUAAACACACGAGCCGUAAGAUCUUUUGCGUUUUCUUUUGUUCAGGUGUUACUUUCUAUUCCUAAAUGUAAAUCACGCCAACGUCGACUAUACAUAGAACAUACGAAGUAACUUAUCCUCAUGGAAAGUUUCUCUACGCAAAGUCCUAUCGACACUUCAAAUGAUCCUUCACAGUGGAACGUUUGCAGGCGAGGGUUUUCUCUCGAUACGUAUUAGUCAAUGUCACGAUUCCACUUACACGGUUACAACAAAUUCCCAAAACCAUUCGUCGUCGGGUUUUAAUUGGAGUUUUUCUUUAAACACACAAAAAUGUGACUUCAACUCAGAAAACGAAACAAUCCGACGCUGCUCAGGCGCCUUUCAUUGCUAUGUGGCAACAAUUUGCCGGAAAUCCGAAAGAUAUGAGCCAUUCUUUGGCGCAAAACUGACCUCAUUUCAUUAGAAUCAUAAAAUGAAAAGAAAAACACCUCAAUCUAGUCACUUUUAGAAAUUCAUAAAACGCAAAUAAGCAAACAAAAGACGAAUACAUAGUAACACAAAUACUCACACAAUACAAGUAGAAAUUGGGUAUGAAAAAAUGAAAAAAAAAUCGAAAUAAGAUAAAAUGUACUUUAAAACAUAUUUAUUUUCGCUAUAGCGCAUUAAAUAGAAACUCAUGUCAUACAUGAGUUUUCAUUUGUAUUUACAUAUACAUACAUAUAUUACUUCUGUUUUGUUUAAUUGUAUAAUUUUUGUUUCGUUUUUUGCUUUUUGCUCUUGUCUUUUCCACUUUUCAUAAAAUUAUAAUCAACAGAAGUGACUAAGCCACUACAAAGUGCAUAUUUACAUUUCACAAAUGUCUACAUACAUACAUACAUACAUACAUAUAUUAGAAAAGAUAUUGUGCACUCGCAUACUAUUAUACGAAAUCCGCCCAAACAACUGUGAUCGAUUUUUAUUUUUUAUAAUUUAUUUUAAUUUUUUUUUUUAAUUCUUUUAAUGUUUUAUACAUUAAAGCUUCGAAGGCAUCAAGGGAGUAGAGAUUCUUUACUUUUUUCUUCUUCUUUCUUCUAAAGGAGAGCAACGACUACACUAUAAUAGUAGAUACUCGUACAUAUGUAUGUAAGUUCAACGAUGCGUGAAGUUUAGGCUUAAGCAAAGUGCGAAAAACACGGAACGAACAAAACGAAUUCAAUUGAUCGAAUAGCCGACUGUUGAUUGAUCGAAUAGUCGCAUAGGGGUUACCCAUGAGAAGCAAUGAGUCAAUAGUAAUGCAAUCGAACCUCUUUUAGUUUCUUAGCGCUUAGGGUGUAAGUGAGUGAAUACUUUAAGUAUUGCGUAUUUACGUAUGUACAAGCAUAUGUAUGUGAAUACAUAUUUGAGAUUUUAAAUAUGCAAAAUGCAUUUAAGUGAAUAUUGCCUAGACUUGCCCCACCGUACGUUAUGUAGUAGGUACUCAAACACACAAACAUACAUACAUUAAUAAGUGAAGAGAUACCAUGUUAGAAGGUAUGUCAUCCAUAAGUAUGUCUAAAUAUUAAUAAAUAUAAUUAAUGCAUUCAACUAAAUGUACUUACAUAUAUGCAUACAUAUGUAUGUAUGUAUGAUGGUACAUACAUAUGUACAUGUUAUACAUUGCGAAAAGGUAAAUGUGGAAAUUGAUCUUUCUGUAUUUCGGCCACAUGAAUUUACGUAGGCUUUUCUCGCUCAAAAGUCUAUAGCUAAAUGUGAUAAGGUGAAUGAGAAACAAAAGUGACAUUUUUGCCACAUUUACCUUUACAAAUAAUAGAGAAUAUACAUAUACAUAUAUAUAUUGUGCAAUGCACAAGGGCAAUACUCAAUUCGGAACGAAAUUCAAUAUUUCAGUCAAAAUAAAUCGUGAUUGCUAGUUGACAAACUGGAUUUCACAAAGCUACGGAAUAUGCCAUAUAGUCACAGAAUGAUUGAGCUAUAUUGAGCUAUCCCGAAUUGCGUAUUUUCCUUAAACCUUAAUACUUUUUCAUACAACUUUUGUGUUUGUCUGAUUUUAUUAUAAUAUUUUAAAAGUUUUCGAAAGUAAAUGAAUAUAUUCAAUAGUAAUUUUAAAUAAUUAUAAAAAAAUAUGAAACUAUUAUUAAUAAAUUUAUACACAUGCAAACACUCACGAAUGUAUUGAGUUGUACACACGUACAUACAUACAUAUGUGUGUUUAUUAUGAGAGAAUUGUAAUGAACUAUUUGGCAUUUAACCGAACACCGUAUACGAAAGUCCAAAUUAAUAUGUUUAAAAGGUAUACUAAAUUAGUUCUAAAAACAUUCCCACUGUUUAGCGUAAACUUUAUUAUAAUAUAUAAAUUUCAAAUAAAAAUAAAAAUUUAUGAAAUAUAUACACUUGGAGAAUACAUUAUUUUCACUACUUUACUUGAAUAAGGCCGGAUAUUGAACAUACUAAAUAACUAAGCUCUGCUUAUUGUUCGCAUAAAUUCUAUUUUCUUUAAUUUUUAGGCUGCUGCAUUGUUGCUUUACAAAAUUAAAAGAAACCAUUAUAUACAUUCGUCUGGAGAAUCUCAAAACCA
Molecule: messenger RNA, 8698 nt
Organism: Zeugodacus cucurbitae (melon fly)
Lineage: Eukaryota; Metazoa; Arthropoda; Insecta; Diptera; Tephritidae
Gene: ex
Product: protein expanded
Exons: 7
Coding region: 572-5917 (1781 amino acids)
Biological process (GO): positive regulation of hippo signaling
Cellular component (GO): cytoplasmic side of apical plasma membrane; cytoskeleton
Source: RefSeq, a predicted model, not a curated record